AUGACUUGUCAUCGACAUCAUGUAACACGCUCAAUUAGUUUAAGUGUUUACUUUUUUGUUAAUUUCUUUGUGGCAACGAUUCAUUCAAUCGAUUCUGGUAGCAGUUAUAAUAAUAAUGGAAAGAUUAUCCGCAUACCCGGUGAUAUUAUAUUAGGAGGUAUUUUUCCAAUGCAUGAACAUAAAAGCGCAAAUCGAGAUUACCCAUGUGGGGCUAUUAAGGAAGAAAAAGGAAUUCAAAGACUCGAGGCAAUGCUCUAUGCCAUUGAUCAAAUAAACAGAGAUGAAAAGCUUCUACCGAAUAUAACUCUUGGAACAGUUGUUAUAGAUUCUUGUAGCAGUGACACUUACGCACUUGAGCAAUCAAUGGAAUUUGUCAGAUACUACAUGAAUAAAGAUAUGUCUGAAUAUAUAUGCGUAGAUGGAGAAACACCCAUUUAUCGUCCUCAUAAGCCAGUUCUUGGAGUAAUUGGUGCAUCUUUCAGCGUGGUUUCAAUAAUGGUCGCAAACAUCCUUCGUCUUUUCAAAAUCCCGCAAAUUAGUUAUGCCUCUACAAGCGUGGAAUUAUCAGAUAAAUCACGUUUUGAAUAUUUUUCACGUGUCGUCCCUCCUGACAACUUUCAAGCACAAGCACUAGCAGAAAUUGUUCAGAUAUUGAAGUUAACUUAUGCAUCAACUGUUGCUGUCGAAGGAGAGUAUGGCGAGAAAGGUAUUGCAAGUUUUUUGAAAGCUGCUUUUGAGCUGGAUAUUUGUGUCGCAGUUAAUGAGAAAAUCUUACGUAACUCGAAAGAAGAAGAUUUUAAUAAGAUCAUUGAAAGGCUUUACAGAAAAAAACAAGCGGGAGCCGUUGUAAUGUUCGUCGAUGAAGACAACGUAAAGCGAUUACUUAGGGCUAGCAUUCGUGCAAACAGGACGGGACAUUUUUAUUGGAUUGCAAGUGAUUCAUGGGGUGCGAAAUCUUAUCCUGUUAGAGAUCAAGAAUUUGCGGCUGUUAACACAAUAACCGUUCUUCCACACAGAAAAGAAUCUGUUGGCAAGUUUAAAGUAUUUAAUUAUUGCUUUAACGAUUAUUUCCUUUCGCUUCAACCCCAACUAUAUCCAAGUCAAUGUCUCUCAUCACGCAACGAAGCAAACCAGCCUUACAUCAAUUGUCGUAACAUUUGGUUCAACGAGUUCUGGGAACAACGACAUAAAUGUAAGGUUGAGUGGCAUAAUUCAUCAAAAUGUUCGGGUAAUGAAGAUUUAAGAGUUGGAUAUGAACAGGAAGGUCUCGUGCCGUUCGUGAUUGAUGCGGUCUAUGCUUUUGCACAUGCACUUGACGACAUUAUCAAAAAGAAAUGUGAUGUUAACGACAAUGAUUGCUGGCAGUCAUUGCUACCAAUUCCAGGUCAUGAAAUGCUGAAAUCGAUUCACAAUGUUUCCUUCAAGGGCCCGCAGGGAACCGAAAUUAGAUUUAAUGAGGACGGUGAUGCUUUGGGCUAUUACAACAUUUAUCAAUAUCAAAAAAAUGACACAAAAUAUGAUUACAUUCAGAUUGGAACAUGGAGAGAAAGCUUGAAUUUGAAUUUCAAUUCAUUGAAAUGGCAGGGUGGAGAGCCCAAGUCUGUUUGUAGUGAACCUUGUCCAGCUGGUUCCAUUCGCAACUUCCAAGAUCAGUGUUGUUGGGUGUGCGUCAAAUGCAAUAUUGAUGCCUACGCACUUAAUGACACAUGCUUGUCUUGUGGUCCUGGUUGGCGACCAAAUGUUAACAUAACGGGAUGCGACAAAAUUCCAGCUGAAAUUAUUGAUUGGCUUUCACCAUGGGCGCUCGUGCCUUUGAUAUCUUCUUCGCUUGGUAUUUGUUUCACUAUCUUCACUACAUGCGUUUUUAUCAGAUACAACAAAACGCCUGUAAUCAAGGCUUCUGGUAGAGAAUUGUGUUACAUGCUUUUAACUGGUAUAUUGUGCUGCUACUGCAUGUCGUUCAUCAUACUUGCUCCACCAAAUAUUUGGUCAUGUGCAAGUCUCAGAGUUGGAAUUGGUCUCUGUCUUAGUGUCUGUUACAGUGCAAUUUUCAUCAAAACUAAUCGCAUUUCAAGAAUAUUCAAUCAAGGAGUUAAAAGCAUACAAAGGCCAUUGUACACUUCUCCAAUAUCUCAGGUUGCCAUAUGUAGCGGUAUUGUGCUCAUUCAACUUGCUGUAUCAAUAGCGUGGCUUAUUUAUGAUCCACCUGAUGUACGUGAAGUUUAUCCUUCACCUCUUCAGGCUGUUUUAACAUGCAAAGGAUCUGGUCAUAGCCUUAUGAUCUCACUCAUCCUUAUCAUAUUUCUUGUUCCACUUUGUACUAUUUACGCUUUCAAAACAAGAAAAAUUCCAGAAAACUUUAAUGAAGCAAAAUAUAUUGGAUUCACAAUGUAUUCGACUUGUAUUGUUUUCCUCGCAUCGAUAGCAAUUUACUUUGGUACAAGUAAUGACUAUAAAAUUCAAUCGUCAAGUCUAUGUAUGUGUUUGAGCAUCAGUGCAACGGUGGUACUGGCUUGUCUCUUCACACCGAAAGUUUAUCUUGUCUUAUUUCAACCUUAUAAGAAUGUGAGGCCGAGAAACAAUGGUGGAAGAAAUGUUCAGCCUGGUGCUAGCGGUAGUAGUGGAACGGGGACAGGAAUGAGCGGUUGCGAAAUGAAGUUAACAAAUCGUCAACCAUAUAGUAUGAGAUUCUCAUCUGGUGCAUUUUGUGAGGUAACACCGACAACAACAACAUCGAUUGAUCUAAUUGAAAGCACUCAAGGAAAACGAGGGUCGAGUUCAGGAAUUUUACAAGCACCUUCGGUACCAAUUCAAGUAGUUGAAGUAGAGAAUGCGCAUCAAAAUGAGCAUCAGUUAAACGGAAGAACUGCACAUCAAGAAGAUUCACUUCCAUCACAUGCGGCGAGUAACGACAAAGUUCAACAGUCAUUUGUCGUCGCAAUCACAUCAUCACCAUAUUGCGAGGGAUCACAAACUCUUCCCGAUGAUGACGGUAACGUAUAAAUGAGCGCUAAUUUUUUACAAUUGGGUGUGAACGGAUGGACAUGGUGUAAAUGGGAGUUAGAUGAUCAUGAUAAUGUCUAUCUCUAGACAUAUAAAUACAAGCCGAAGGGGAAAUUUAACAUUCAGUUAGAUUAGAUGCUGAAACUUUUUUAUAUGCAUUCAUUAUUCACGUUUCAAUUUUUCUUUGGAACUAUAUUUCGAUUACAUCAAUUCAGGGAUGUAGAAUGUGUUCGUUUCUUCUUCCUUUUUCCACCAUUGUGAAAUGACUUAACACCUUUUCAAUUGAAACCUAGCUCAUCUAUUUUAAUUAUAAAUUCUUCUUUUUAUAAAUUCUUAUUUCCUUUGCAAAAAAAUGAUAAAUAUUUUAAAUUUCCAUUUUCUUAUUCCGAGC
Clunio marinus is the source of this 3394-nucleotide messenger RNA. Lineage: Eukaryota; Metazoa; Arthropoda; Insecta; Diptera; Chironomidae. The record is from the annotation of a GenBank genome assembly.